This is a messenger RNA of Plasmodium knowlesi strain H, 9213 nucleotides long. RefSeq names its product pre-mRNA-processing-splicing factor 8, putative. Bases 1 to 9213 code for a protein of 3070 amino acids. Gene Ontology annotation, biological process: mRNA splicing, via spliceosome; spliceosomal tri-snRNP complex assembly. The transcript is spliced from 2 exons. Gene Ontology annotation, molecular function: pre-mRNA intronic binding; U6 snRNA binding; U2 snRNA binding. The record is from RefSeq and is a predicted model, not a curated record. Gene Ontology annotation, cellular component: catalytic step 2 spliceosome; U5 snRNP. Lineage: Eukaryota; Apicomplexa; Aconoidasida; Haemosporida; Plasmodiidae.
AUGAGCGACCAUGGAGGGCAAGAACAGCCCGCGGAAGAUCGCUCGAAAGAGGACGAGCAGCAGGAAAACGCCACAGCCUACCAUGACCCAAGCAUAAGUGACACCCAGAAUUAUGAAAAUGGUCAAGGGGAAAAUGCAGAUAACAAUCCACCCCCACAGAUAGAUAGCAAUGGCAUGACGAGAGGCCCCAUUCCCAGUACGGGAAUACCGCCACUACAGAAUAACAUGAACCUUUUUAGUAACCUCCAGGGUUCCCCGAACAAUCUAUACUACAACAUGGCGCAGUACAACAUGAACCCGAAUUUGAUCGAGUUGCCGGAAAAGGGGAAGAACGGCCCCACUGCACCCACACCCGUAACCUCAGGAGCAGGACCAACGGGGGCGAACUUCGUACACGGAAAGAAUUCUUUUCCUCCAAAUAUGUCAAACUUGCCACCCAACAUGCUGAACAUGCCGCCGCUUAUGAGCAGCCUCCCCCCAAACAUGGCUAAUCUGCCUCCAAACAUGGCUAAUCUGCCUCCAAACAUGGCUAAUCUGCCUCCAAACAUGGCUAACCUGCCUCCAAACAUGGCUAACCUGCCUCCAAACAUGACCAAUCUACCUCCAAACAUGACCAAUCUACCUCCAAACAUGACCAAUCUACCUCCAAACAUGACCAACCUGCCUCCAAACAUGACCAACCUGCCACCCAAUAUGAACUACCUACCACCCAAUAUGAAUCCCCUCAUGCCCAACAUGAUGAACAUGCCACCUCCUCCCUUCAUGAUGAAAAUGAAAAACCAAAUGAAUGGCGCAGAAUCGGGGAUGAAUGGCAUGCCGUAUUACUUCCUGCCCAGUGGGGCACACAUGGGAAACUACGCACAAGGAGGAAUGGACAACAUGACGGAUCCGUUCGGAAACAAUAUGAAUAACCUCCCCCCACCCAUGUACCUUAACGAAACCGGAGGAGCAGAAGAUUAUUACCCAUACAACAACGAUGAGGAGGAGUAUAUGCGAGGGGAGAGGCGCCACAACGGAGAAGACAUGCACGAUGAAUACAUAUCAAGAAGUGAACGAAGGAAAAGGAGAAGAAGAAGGAGGCAUUAUGACGAAGAAAGUUAUUAUGCAAAAAUGAAAUCUAGCCAAGUGGAAGAACCAAUAGAAAAGACAGUCGAGAAGGAGGUUAUUCCAGAGCCAACUGAAUUUAAUAUAGUGAAAGAAAAGGCACGAAAAUGGAAAAUGAUAAAUAGUAAAAAAUAUUCAAAAAAAAAAAAAUUUGGAGUCAUGGAAGAAAAAGAAGAAAUGCCAUGUGAACAUCUUAGAAAAAUAGUCAAAGAACAUGGAGAUAUGAGUAACAAAAAGUACAGAUAUGAUAAGAGAGUAUAUUUGGGUGCCUUGAAAUAUGUGCCACAUGCCGUUUUUAAGCUUUUAGAAAAUAUCCCCAUGCCUUGGGAACAAAUUAAAAAUACAAAGGUUAUUUAUCAUAUCACUGGAGCCAUUACCUUUGUGAAUGAAAUUUUCGUCGUCAUAGAUCCACUGUACAUUGCUCAGUGGGGAACAAUGUGGAUCAUGAUGAGAAGGGAAAAAAGAGAUAGGAAACAUUUCAAAAGAAUGAGAUUUCCUCCCUUCGAUGAUGAAGAACCUCCACUCGAUUACGCAGAUAAUAUUCUAGAUAUAGAACCGUUAGAAUGCAUACAAAUGAAGUUAGAUAAAGAUGAGGACAAAAGUGUUAUCGACUGGUUUUACGAUUCAAAACCUUUACUCUACAAUCGAAACCACAUAUUGGGAACUAGUUAUAAGAAGUAUAAAUUAAGUUUGGAACAAAUGGGGGUCCUCUACAGAUUAGGAAAUCAACUUUUUAGCGAUUUUCAAGACGAUAAUUAUUUUUAUUUAUUCAAUCUAAAAUCCUUCUACACUGCCAAGGCGUUAAAUAUGGCCAUACCAGGUGGACCCAAAUUCGAACCCUUAUACAGAGACAUCUACGAAGAUGACGAAGAUUGGAAUGAGUUCAACGAUAUUAAUAAAAUUAUUAUACGUCAGCAAAUUAGAACGGAAUACAAAAUUGCCUUCCCCUAUUUGUAUAAUAAUAGACCCAGAAAAAUUGCUAUCAGUAAAUAUCACUCUCCUAUGUGUGUCUACAUUAAGUUGGAGGACAUUGAUCUUCCCCCUUUUUAUUUCGACCUUAUCAUCAAUCCUAUUCCAUCUUAUAAAAUAAGAAAUUUGGAUAAUCCAGAGAAGGAGAAAAAAAAUAUGGAUGACUUUUAUCUGAUUUUUACAAGGAAGGAGGUACACUACCAGAGGGUGCCUGUCAGGGGAAGGAACAAUACAAACUCUGUCCACGAUAAAAAUCGCUCCAGGGAACGUUCCAUGGAUGAGUGCGAAAGCGAGUACAGUAGCGAUGCAAGUAGUAGGCGAGAUGGAAAGACAGUUGAUUCCGGGCGCAAAAGUGGUAGGCGUAAGAAAAACGACAAGGAUAUGUACCCGGCAGAACGAGCAACCAAGGGAAAGGAUAAGCGUGACUGCAGGGGGAACAAAAAAGGUGAAGAUCACUCCAGCCAUGACGCGACCUUGUCAGAUGACUACCAGGACAAGAGCGACAGGACAGCGUACAAGAAUGGUGGCGGUAAAAGUAGGGGAAAAGGAAAGCACCAACACCACAGCAGUGACGAAAACAGUGAUACGAACAUCUGCAGCAGCAAGUGUAGAGAUGAAGACCAGGUAGACAAUAGCACGAUAGAGAACUACUCUGGGGACAGCAGCUCCAGGACGGGCUACACCAGGGGUGGAAAGAAGAGGAAAAACCCCUACAAUGGGGAUGACAACGACGACAAUGAUGAUGACAACGACAACAAUGAUGAUGAAAAGAAUGAUGAUGAAAAGAAUGAUGAUGAAAAGAAUGAUGAUGACGAUGAUGGUGCUGACCAGGGAAAAGGUGCCGGGGAGGAUAAGAGCCGGUCCAAGGGGGUCCAAGGCACACCUCAGAGUAAGCUCAAAAUAGUAGUCAAAAAUGUGCAGUACGGAAUGCUGCCGCUGCUGCAUGAGUAUCCCCUCUACACGGAAAGAACCAUCAACGGAAUUCAACUGUACCAUGCGCCCUACCCAUUUAAUAAAAAGUGUGGAUACACAAGGAGAGGAAUAGAUAUCCCCCUUGUGCAGUCAUGGUUCAAAGAACAUAUAUCGACCAAGUACCCAGUCAAGGUUAGGGUGUCCUACCAGAAACUACUCAAGUGUUGGGUGUUAAAUCAUCUACACUCGAAGAGGCCAAAAAGUAUGAAGAAAAAGUAUCUAUUUAGAAUAUUUAAAAGUACGAAAUUUUUCCAGUGUACAGAAAUGGAUUGGGUGGAAGUAGGUCUGCAGGUAUGCAGACAAGGAUACAACAUGCUAAACCUGCUAAUUCAUAGGAAGAAUUUGAAUUAUCUUCACCUGGAUUACAACUUCAAUUUGAAACCAGUCAAAACGCUAACCACCAAGGAGAGGAAGAAGUCUCGUUUUGGUAACGCAUUUCACCUGUGCAGAGAAAUACUCAGAUUAACGAAAUCCAUAGUAGAUUCACAUGUACAAUAUAGGCUUGGGAAUAUUGAUGCAUAUCAAUUGGCAGAUGGUAUACAAUAUAUAUUUUCCCACGUGGGUCAAUUGACAGGAAUGUACAGAUACAAAUACCGACUAAUGAGACAAGUAAGGAUGUGUAAAGAUUUGAAGCAUUUAAUUUAUUAUAGGUUUAAUACAGGAUCUGUGGGAAAGGGCCCUGGUUGUGGAUUGUGGGCACCUCUAUGGAGAGUGUGGAUUUUCUUCCUCAGAGGGGUUAUACCGUUGUUGGAAAGAUGGCUGAGCAAUUUAUUGGCUAGACAAUUCGAGGGAAGAGUCUCCAAAGGAAUUGCUAAAACGGUUACUAAGCAGAGGGUUGAAAGUCACUUCGAUUUAGAACUUAGAGCAGCUGUCAUGCAUGAUAUUAUAGACAUGAUUCCUGCUGGGCUAAAAAAUAAUAAAGGAAAGGCUAGACUCAUUUUGCAACAUCUUAGUGAAGCAUGGAGAUGUUGGAAAGCUAACAUUCCCUGGAAGGUCGUUGGCUUACCACUUCCAGUGGAAAAUAUGAUCAUUCGAUAUAUUAAGCUGAAAGCCGAUUGGUGGAUUAACGCUACUUACUAUAAUAGGGAGAGAAUUAAGAGAGGAGCUACUGUAGACAAAACCGUGUGUAAGAAAAAUUUAGGUAGAUUGACAAGACUCUGGCUGAAGGCUGAACAGGAAAGGCAACAUGAAUAUUUGAAAGAUGGUCCCUAUGUCACUGGAGAAGAAGCUGUCGCCCUUUACACAACAGCAAUUCACUGGUUUGAAUCGCGUAAAUUUACACACAUUCCUUUCCCUCCACUGAAUUAUAAGCAUGACACCAAGUUACUCAUUCUAGCUUUGGAGAAAUUGAAGGAAACUUUUACCGUUAAAAAUAGGCUUAAUCAAUCACAGAGGGAAGAACUGGGGUUCAUAGAACAGGCGUACGACAAUCCCUAUGAAACGCUAUCCAGAAUAAAAAGGCACUUACUCACCCAGAGAGCAUUCAAGGAAAUAUCCAUCUCGUUUUUAGAUCUCUACACGCAUUUAGUCCCUGUGUACGAAGUAGACCCGCUAGAAAAAAUUACAGAUGCUUACCUGGAUCAGUACCUGUGGUAUGAAGGAGACCUAAGAAAUUUAUUUCCCAAUUGGGUUAAGCCCUCCGACAACGAACCGCAGCCAUUACUAGUGUAUAAAAUGUGCCAGGGGAUAAACAACCUACACAAUAUUUGGGAUACACAAAAUAAUGAAUGCCUGGUAAUGUUGCAAACACAAUUUAGUAAAAUAUAUGAGAAAAUCGACUUGACGCUACUGAACAGAUUGCUACGUUUGAUUGUGGAUCACAACAUUGCGGAUUACAUAACGGCGAAGAAUAAUACAAACAUUACCUUUAAAGAUAUGAACCAUAUAAACUCGUUUGGCAUUAUUCGAGGAUUGCAAUUUUCCUCGUUCGUAUUUCAAUACUACACCAUUAUUAUCGAUUUACUCAUUCUGGGCUUGACGAGAGCGUAUGAUAUUGCUGGUCCUUACAACGACGUGAACCCAUUUCUGAGUUUCCAGAAUGUGCGCGUGGAGACCAGACAUCCUAUCAGACUGUACUGUAGAUAUGUAGACAAAAUUUGGAUUCUCUUCAAAUUCUCCAAUGAAGAAUCAAAAGAUUUAAUUCAGAAAUUUUUAACAGAAAAUCCCGACCCAAAUAAUGAAAACAUCGUUGGCUAUAAUAACAAGACCUGUUGGCCAAGAGAUUGUCGAAUGAGGAAAAUGAAGCAUGAUGUCAAUCUGGGUAGAGCAACAUUCUGGGAAAUUCAAAAUAGAAUCCCCAGAUCUUUGACAUCGCUGGAUUGGGAUCACCACAACACCUUUGUCAGUGUCUAUUCGAAGGACAACCCAAAUUUACUUUUCACCAUUGCCGGAUUUGAAGUGCGUAUCCUUCCCAAAAUAAGGCAACUGUCAUAUGGCAUUAACAUGUACACCACGUACAUAAACGAGUAUGGAAAGAAGGAUCCCAGCAAGGAAACUUCCUCCACAACAAAUGCCAAUCAAGCCGGUGGAGGAGAGAAAAACGUGGUCAUAUCAUCCAGUGAAAAGGAAGGCACAUGGAAGCUACAAAACGAAGUUACCAAAGAAAUCACCGCAGAGGCCUAUCUAAAGGUGUCGGAAAAUAGUAUGAAACGAUUUGAAAAUCGAGUUAGGCAAAUUUUAAUGUCAUCUGGAAGUACCACCUUCACCAAAAUUGCAAACAAAUGGAACACCACCCUUAUCGGAUUGAUGACAUAUUUUAGGGAGGCCGUUUUAGAUACAGAAGAAUUGUUAGACCUCCUAGUAAAAUGUGAAAAUAAAAUACAAACUCGUAUAAAGAUAGGUUUAAAUUCGAAGAUGCCUUCUCGUUUUCCACCCGUUGUGUUCUACACACCUAAGGAGUUGGGUGGUCUUGGAAUGCUCUCCAUGGGACACAUAUUAAUUCCAGAGUCCGACCUACGUUAUAUGAAGCAAACAGAUAGCGGGAAAAUUACCCAUUUUAGAGCUGGACUUUCCCACGAAGAAGAUCAGCUGAUACCCAACCUGUACAGAUACAUCUCCACCUGGGAGAGUGAAUUUUUAGAAAGUCAACGUGUGUGGUGUGAAUACGCACUGAAAAGGAAUGAAUGCCACAAUCAAAAUAAGAAAAUAACUUUGGAAGAUUUGGAAGACUCUUGGGAUAAAGGUAUCCCCAGAAUUAACACCCUCUUUCAGAAAGACAGACACACAUUGGCAUACGACAAGGGGUGGAGAAUAAGGCAACUGUUCAAGCAGUAUCAAAUAAUUAAGAGUAACCCUUUUUGGUGGACUAAUCAGAGACACGAUGGAAAACUCUGGAAUCUAAACAAUUAUCGAACGGAUAUGAUUCAAGCCCUAGGAGGGGUUGAAGGGAUACUAGAGCAUACGUUAUUUAAAGGAACUUUUUUCCCGACAUGGGAAGGAUUAUUCUGGGAAAAGGCCAGUGGGUUUGAAGAAUCUAUGAAAUAUAAAAAGUUAACGAAUGCACAAAGAAGUGGAUUGAAUCAAAUCCCCAACAGACGAUUUACCUUAUGGUGGUCUCCAACAAUCAAUCGAGCAAAUGUGUACGUUGGGUUCCAAGUGCAGUUAGACUUAACAGGUAUAUUCAUGCAUGGAAAAAUACCCACACUGAAAAUAUCGCUGAUCCAAAUAUUUAGAGCACAUCUAUGGCAGAAGAUUCACGAAUCGCUAGUUAUGGAUGUAUGUCAAGUGUUUGAUUUGAAUUCUGAUCUUCUAGAAAUCGAAACGGUGCAAAAGGAAACCAUCCACCCGAGAAAAUCUUAUAAAAUGAAUAGCUCCUGUGCAGACAUUCUUCUCUUUGCCAAUUACAAAUGGGGAAUUUCCAAGCCAUCCUUACUUUCAGAUGAUGAUAAUAUUUUUCUGAACAAUUUGGAAAUUAAGUCGAACAGCUCGAUAGCCCUGGGGUCUUAUCCCUACACGUCCAACCAGUACUGGAUUGACAUUCAGCUCCGAUGGGGAGAUUUUGAUUCCCAUGACAUUGAAAGGUACAGCAGAGCCAAGUUUCUAGAUUACACUACAGACAAUUUAUCCAUAUACCCUUGCCUCACUGGGGUCCUCAUAGGAGUAGAUUUGGCAUACAACCUAUACUCCGCAUAUGGCAACUGGUUUAACAACCUCAAACCGUUGAUGCAGAAGGCGUUGCAGAAAAUUAUUCAAUCGAACCCGUCACUCUACGUGCUAAGGGAAAGAAUCAGAAAGGGACUUCAAUUAUACUCCUCUGAACCCACAGAACCAUAUUUAAAUACGCAAAACUACAAUGAACUCUUCUCCUCGCAGACCAUCUGGUUUGUAGAUGACACCAAUGUUUACCGAGUUACCAUCCAUAAGACCUUCGAAGGGAACCUAACCACCAAGCCGAUUAAUGGCGCCAUCUUCAUUUUGAAUCCCAAAACAGGACAACUCUUUUUAAAAAUUAUCCACACAUCUGUAUGGAUUGGGCAAAAACGUUUAUCUCAGCUAGCCAAAUGGAAGACAGCAGAAGAAGUGGCCUCCCUAAUUAGGUCUCUCCCUAUAGAAGAACAACCAAAACAAAUUAUCGUAACUAGGAAAGGAAUGCUAGAUCCAUUGGAAGUGCACUUGUUAGAUUUCCCAAAUAUUAUAAUCAAAGGAACGGAGUUGAAUCUCCCAUUCCAAGCCUUACUAAAACUGAACAAAAUAGGAGAUCUUAUCUUAAAAGCAACCCAGCCACAAAUGCUUCUAUUCAAUUUGUAUGAUGACUGGCUAAACACAAUUUCAUCCUUCACCGCAUUUAGUAGACUAAUCCUCAUACUGAGAAGUUUACACAUAAACCCGCAGCAAACGAAAAUCCUCCUGCAACCGAAUAAGAAUAUAGUAACGCAACCACAUCAUAUCUGGCCUUCCUUCAACAAUAACCAGUGGAUUAAUUUAGAAGUUCAAUUGAAGGAUCUAAUUCUUAACGACUAUGCGAAGAGAAACAAUGUACAUAUCGCCUCGCUCACUCAGAACGAAAUAAGGGACAUCCUCCUAGGUAUGGAAAUAACACCCCCAUCUAUACAGAGGCAACAAAUUGCGGAACUGGAAAAAAACAAUUUAGAUAAUAUAGAACAACAAAUGAAGGUUACCACGUCAAAAACGACAACGAAGCAUGGAACUGAAAUGAUUGUCUCAACUUUAUCCCCCCACGAACAGCAAACAUUCACAACAAAGACGGAUUGGAAAAUACGAUACCUUGCUAAUAACUCCCUACUCUUCAGAACAAAAAAUAUUUAUGUAAAUAAUAGUUCCUUAAAAAGUGUAUCUCAAGAAGGAGGAGGCAACAGCGGUGUAAAUACCAUUAGCUCUAUUAACGAUUACACGUACGUCAUUGCCAAAAAUCUACUUGAAAAAUUCAUUUGCAUUUCCGAUCUGAAAAUACAAAUUGGAGGAUUUCUGUACGGUUCCUCCCCACCUGACAACUCCUAUGUGAAGGAGAUUAAAUGCAUUCUUAUCCCCCCCCAGAUUGGGAACUACCAAUCUGUUACCCUGUCAAAUUAUUUACCCUCAAGUAAAUAUUUGGACAAUUUAGAACUCCUCGGUUGGAUUCACACACAGACCACCAACUGCUCCAACACAUCUAACCAUUUAACGACAUACGACAUGGUUGCACAUUUGUCAUUUCUACAAGAGUGUAAAUCCAGGAAGAAGAAAAAAUCAGAUGGAGCGGGAGGAACAUACUCUGAUGACGAUAUCGCACAAGAGGAUAAUGCAAAUGACGACAGUGGACAGUUCUCCAAAAUAUGGGACAAGAACAAAACCAUAAUUCUUACUUGUUCAUUUACUCCUGGUAGCUGUACCAUAAAUGCUUACAAAUUAACUGAUGAUGGGUAUGCAUUUGCCAAGAGCAAACAGAAUUCAGCUGAUCUGUAUGCCUACCCGAAUGCCAACAAUCUGUAUGAACAAGUUCAGAUACUCUUAUCCAAUGUCUUCGUUGGUUUCUUCCUAAUCCCCGAUGAUAACAUAUGGAACUACAAUCUCAUGGGUAUCAAAUUUAACAAUAAUCAAAAAUAUUCUGCUCUGUUGGAUAUCCCGCAACCCUUUUACUCAGACAUACACAGGCCCAACCACUUUCUCCAGUUUUCCCUGCUUGAUCAGAAUGAAGGGGAUGAGGCAGAUGUCGAGACCUCGUUCAUUUGA